CUUUGUCUUUCUUAUCUCCCUGUCCCUCUCUCCGAAUAUGUAUUACUUGUACUCGUUCCGUCUCCUCUCCUCCUACUUGCUUCCCCUAACUACAUCUCUAUCUCUUGCUCUCUUACUUUUGGUCCCUCUUUUAUACCAUUGCACUCAUACUAGUCACUCUCUUGCCGACCACGCAAUCCGAUCCAUUUUCCUCCCUCUGCUCGGCGAGUACCAGCAACUAACCCCCUCUCUCUCUGCUUAACCCUCGCGGUACCCCUCCUCUCACCCUGUCGUUUCUUCCGUCCACCCACUUUCUACCCCAUUUCCUCCCCUUUGCUCUCUCAUCACUGUGCCAGCUUCUAUCCUUGCCCACCCAUUUUCUCUCACUCUUUUCGGUGGUAAAAGCAGUGGCGUAGUCAACAAAAUUUCCCUUCAUUGGAAGAGGAACAUUACAUCUCUUUUCCUCUUCGUCGAGGGAUGACAGUUGUAAGGGCCACGGUACCAGAGAUAUACAGUUCUAUGCGGCUGUAUAUUCGUAUCACGAAAAAGAAUGAUCAUUGGAGGAUCGAGAUGGAAUAUGGAAUCUGGAGUCUUCACGCCGCGGGUGAACUUUGGGCUGACCCGCGUCUCGCCCGAAGGCACUCGAUUCUGCCACCCAGUGCCACGCAGUUGCUUCCGAGGGCUGCGUUCGCCCUGAGCGGUCUUCUUAGACCUGACAUGGUGCCGUUACCGCUCACCUCCACUCCCGACCCCAUGGAACCGUAUGGACCUAUGGAGUUGGUCGCCAAAUCCUCCUCCAACGAGAGGGACGCGGAGAACAGCGAGCCCGAAGAGAAGAACGAGGAGAAACACGAGGACAACGAAGGAAACAUCGAAAAAUCUGACGAAAAUGAUAAUCAGGGUGUUUACCCUACUGUACCAAAAGAAAACAACGACAACGAGGAUGCAGGGGAGGAGAGCGACACCGGAAGUACGAACAGUUCGCAUCGGUCCGCCAACAAUAAUUUGUCGACGACGCUACUCGACCCGAUGGCUUAUCUUACUUUCGAUAAGGAAGGAUCAGUGACACCAGUCCUAAAUGGCUUGGUACUCAGCGCCUACACCGCCAUGCUCGGCAGACUUUCUGCAGCAACCGCGGCUCUGGAGGCUACAGAAAUCCCAAACGUCCCUUCCGACAGUGAUUCAGAGAGCGAGCAUUCCUCUUACACAGAAAAGUCACGAGGUAGCAGUCCAAAUGUUAGUAACGCGCAUCGCGGAUAUUCCUGCGGCUCCUGCGACGUGGUUGCACCGACGAGGCCUGCUCUGCGAAAGCACAUCGCCGACUGUCACCCAACAGUGUCUAGCACGGAAACGGGAGAAACGAAAAGUUGUCCGUCGUCGGGCUGUGAUUUCACAACGACAAGUAGGUGCGAGAUGGAGACUCACGUGGCUGCACACGUGGCUCAAGGAAUGACUCCCACAGGAAAGAAACGUACCCUGGCAUUGCAACGUGUCAGGUAUAGAUACGAGAGAGAAGAGUACCGGUGUUCGCUAUGUUCAUAUGCCUGUACCAUCGAAAAGGCGUUUCAGAGGCAUUUAAGGGCUCACGCAAAAGGUACAGCACCGGAAACAAGGGUGAGCUGCGCCGUUUGCGGUGCGGACAGAUCCUCAGAGGUCGAUCUCAGCAGACACAUGAGAAGGCAUCGUGACGAUCGAUACUUUUGCUGCGACAUUUGUAUCUUUCGCACGGUUCAAUUGAAAAAGCUGAUCCAGCAUCGACGAAUGCACACGGGCGAGAAACCACACCUGUGCCCACACUGCGCCUACAGAAGCGCACGCCGCGACAAUCUGCGGAGCCACGUAAGGCGAGUACAUAAAAAGGAGAAUCUUUAUUGCGACACUUUUAGUCCGCGGGGUAUGCUGUUAACACCCACGAUCGGAAGGGACAGUCCUGUGGUACAGAGCCCAGAAUCCUCACCGUCCUCCAAUUCGGAGUCCGCGAACUAGCGAUGCAGCUCGUGAAGAAGCUGGAAGAUCUCGCGGGGGAUCUCGCGACAAUUCGUCGUCGUUCUACACGUCCUAACUUUGUCAAUAUUGCGACUAGACGGUAGAAGUUUUACGUUGGCAAAUCGCGUCGUGUCGUCGCUCUUUUGAGCUGCCUCGAAAGUAAUUAGACCACCGAAGUUGUCUAGGAGAAAUUUUUCUAAAUUAAUUUUGAAAGAAAUGCAAAGAAAUUAAUAAUGCAACGCUAAUAUGUACGAUAGUCGGAUAUUUGAAGCAACAAGAAUAGCGACGAUGAAAAGCCAGAAGUUGUGUAUUUAUGAUUUUUAAACGAAUGCAGCGGUUGCAAGCGCUGUUAUAAAAAAUACGUACAAUUUUAUCGAUAGACUGCAAAGUAUACGAACGAAAUUAGAAGAAAGUACGAGGGAAGAGCGCAGCUUCUGGCUAAUUACGACAAAAUUUGCCACUAGAGACUAGGUAAUAUGUAGAGAAUUGCAUGCGAACGUCGAUAAUUCAAUCUCAUCUUCGAAUUCUAACGAGAUCUUUAUUAUUAGCCAAUUUAAUUAUCGAAGUCUCUUCGUUGAUCAGUCGUUGAUGAACGAACAAAAUAAAGCUGCGCAAUGGUGCUAGAAUCGUAGACUGGAUUAUUAGAGGAAGACUGAAAGUAGGAAUGUUUCACGGUGUGACAUCGUCCUUCGUUUCUCUUUGUGUCGAUCACCGUGAUACGAGCAGAGAAAUCAGUGAUUAUUAAGACUGGCUGUUCUCCGAUGAUGUUUCAAAGAUUCUCGUGCUGUGAAUCAUUACUUAUAUUCUCAAUUAUUUACUGAGACUUAUCAAUAAGUAAAUUCUAUUUGUCAGAACAAAUGAAACCAAGAAAAAUUCCCAUUGCAAACAAUUCUGAGGUGUAUCUGUAAUUUCAUAAAAAUUUUAUUACAUAAUUUAUUUUAGUUAAAUGUUUAUGUGACAGGGAUGAUAUACAUGAUUUAUUAGAGGUAAAAUUCUACAGCAUGAGAUCUUUGAUCCAUGGAGAGAGGUGCUAUUUUCCAAAGAUAAUUUUAAUAUUGCAUCUUUCUGCAUUUAACACCAACUAUAUUGAUUAUUCAGCUAUAAUUAUGAUUAUUAUCAGGAUUAUUGAUAAUGAUAUACAUUGUUAUUAUUACUAUUAUUAUUAUUAUUGCCAUUAUUACUAUAUAGCAUAUGUAACGACAAGGUGGUACUGUUCUAAAAGGAUAUUGCAAACAAUACGUUAUCGUGUAAUGGUGUGAAAUGCGUUCGUUAACUGAGGAAAGAGUAGCCGAGGGAUAUUUAUCAAAUUUCAUAUAGAUAACGAUAAGAGACUGAAGAGUCUCUGUUCGAUGAUAUUGGUUCUCUUAACACGCUGACUGCUAUGGUGGUCAAUAAUUUAUUCAUUCAAUUUAAUCAAACAUUUUAAAUAAAGAUAAAGAAAUUGUUUGAUGUCGAACUAAUGGCUAAAGUUUGUAGUCUUAAUUGAUUGUUAUUCUUGAUAUUCUGAUAUUCUUGCUGAGUAUCACUGAUUGUACAGUGGAAUCUCUUAUAUGGCCUUGAAAGAUAUUAUUAACAAUUUGUAAAUUUGUAAACUGAAAUUUCUAAAUUGGAACAAACCUCUAAAUUUUUAACUAUACAAAAUAGUUUCAUUAUAGCAAUCAGCGUGUUAAAUCACUUAAAUACUAUCGAUCAACCUCAUCUCUGCUUUUAAAAUAAAUUAAUGAUAAAAGCAGGUGCUCGAAGUGCAGGAAUUUCCAACGAAUAACUUUAUACGCAAGUAAUCGGUAAGCGCGAAAAUAAAUUAUAAAAAUUCUUUAAGCGAAUUCACAAUACUCUGUCCUCAUUUAACGCGAACAGAAAUUCACGUCGCAAGUUUUUUCUCUCUGUAGGAUCAAACACCGUCCCCUAACGAAAAAAAAAGAAAUGAAAACGGUUCUACAAGUUUCUGCUGAAACGGGGAGGCGAUAAGACGAAGCCCAGUACAUAUAACAUAAAUGUGUGUCAAUUUUUAAUGUAUCAUAACUACGUUCUAGUCGAUAACGGUUUUUAAGGGAAAGAUAAGAAGGCACGGGAAGAGGAUCUAUGCUAUUCGAUGCGCAACGUUACGGCCGCAAUUAGUAAAAGCUACGUUCUUUCUCGUCCGAGACGGCUGCAUUCGCAUUCAGAAGGAACAUGCAUUCGAGUCGACUGAAUUUCGCGGGACGAAUCGUUAGAAUUGAUCGAAUUGUAAAAAGAAAGGAAUACCAAACGAUUUCCACUGCUUUGGAUUUCGUUAACGUGCUCAAAGCGUCGAAAGCAUUGCUUUAGCCUUAAGUGUUUUCAACAAAGCGUUUAGUAUGAAAGCUGCUUUUUUGUGGAUUUGUGAGAGUAUUGUUUAAAAUAAUUGGAGGAUUUAUUCUAAAUUUAAGAAAAUACUUUUGAUGAUUUUAAAGGUGUAAUCCUCUAAUCAUUUUAGAAAGAUUAUUACUGGUAUACUGAUGUGUUAAUUUGUUUUUAAAAUUGUUAUUGUAUUGUGAUUUAUUGUUUAAGCAGCGUGUAGUGUUAUUUAUAGUUGUUCGAACGACUUGGUAUGCAAAAGUUGAAGAAUUGUUAUCAGCAAAUAUGAAAAUAAUUGUUAUGUACACUUUAAUCUUUAUGGUUAUAUGGUCUAUAUGGUUUCAAAUAUUUUUUAGGAUAGUAUAAAUUUGUUAUGCUAUUGCUUACUUCAUUUUCAUCUACUUACAUGCUAAUUAUAAUUAAAAAAUAAGUAGCUUAUGUUAAAUGAAUCUUAAAUUUAAUUCUAAUACGAGUCACACAAUGUAUGUCAUAGACUAAAAAAUGGUGACAAUUUAUGUAAUGAUGAUUAUGUUAAAAAAGACCAAAGUCGUUCGAAUAAUUAGAUAUCCAAAAACUCGAUCAAUUUAACCAACAACGACGAAUCCCUGUAUACGCAAUUUUCUCAGCGUACGAUACUCGUACUUUCUUGCUUUUUGAUAUACGUGUAUUUUAAACGAUACUUUAUAUUUGUGAGCGAUUUAUUAAGACGGCGUUACGCGGCAAAAUCGCGACAAUUUUUAUACGAAUGAUUUUACAGGUGCACGCCUAAACGAGCUCCCUAAUUCCCGAGGGAGCUGAAUGAUCCGCGUCGUCUCUUUCAUUUUUUCGAUAUUUCGUGUUGCUCGCAAAACGCGAUGCUCCCUCUCUCUAUCUCUCUACCUACGUGAUAUAGUAUCUUUGGUAGUUGGUUGUGCCGCGAUAGCAAGCUAAAAAAGUAAUUAUUAUCGCGGAACGACGAUUGUUGAUCGUUGGUAUAUCGAUGCGUUGUGUAUUAUGAUAUAUUUAUAACGAUAUUCUAUUUUUGAUAACUGCUCGAUUGAUUAUUCCAUUUAGAAAGGAUCGUUCACGCGGCCGCGUUUUAGAAUAAUUUUCUAGCUUUUAAGGUGUCGCGGACUGAUAUGAUCUGUGAAGUCGGUUUUCCUUUAUCCAUUCGCGUUGCAAUUACAUAUAUGUAUAAAUACGUAGCUCGAUGUAGGACGAUUUUCCACGGUGAAACGUCUCGGACGUAGAUGAUUUCGAACGACGAAAAACACACAGGCGUACAUUUAGGGGUCACUUGAAGGAAUUGCCUUUUGCGAGUGGAUGUGGAGCCUCCUCGAGCCAGAUUAAUUUAUUGGCAUUCUGUCUGUUACGGUGCAUGUACACGCGUAGUAACGUACAAAUUUAUACUUAAUUAAUUUGAGUAUCUCUUGCAUAUUGAUGAGUACUUCAUUUACUGUAAUCUUUAGGUAUUGCCCUUUUUGUGAAUGUUACUUUUGCAAACUUUUACUGUUAAUCUAAUUUGAUGUAAUUGCAAUGAUGAUGUUUUUGCAAUGUUUACUUAUUUUUCUCAUUAUAGAGUAGUCACUUUUAGACCACUUUCAGCUUCAUAGCUGAGGUGAAUAAUUUCUUAUAAUUUCUGUAUUUUGUCUAUAAUAUACUUCCAUAAUUUUACUUACUAAUAUAAGAAUGAAUUACUUUAGAGAGAAUUAAAAGAAUAGUUUCUCAUUAUAUUACCACUGAAGGUAAAACACUGGGAUUGGCAAUAGAGGUUUAGUAAAAAUGUUUACUUUGCUAUUGCAAUUUCUAAAACCCCAUUAAAAUGAUGGUAACAUGAAGAUGGCAGUAUAAUGAGAGUCUAACCGAAAAAUAAUUCCUUCUAAGUCAGAACUUCUAAAAAGAAAGUGCUUAAUUAUUAAAAUACUUUGUAUUAAUGCUUCAAGUUUGUAAAAGUUGUUAAUAGUUUAUAAAAGCGCAAAGAACUUUUGUACAUUACUACGCGUACAACGAAGAUCUUUAAUUAUCGUCCGAACGAUCGAUCCUCAGGUGCGUCCGAGAUUUAUUCUAAUUAAUUCUAGCAAGCUCAUUGUUCGUAAAUGUCGUGCCAAUAGCGAGGAACAACGCGUGCCAAAAAGAUGCGAGCAAGAGAAAGGAAACGUGAGUGUAGUAAGGUUUUAAGAAGAAAGGAUAGGGAGAGACGAGUCGACCUUCUCGAUCGAUCGUUUUCUUUAUCUAAUCGAAUAGAAAAGAAUUAAAAAAAAAAAAGAAAAAGAAAAAGAUUCGUCGAAAGGGAACGUCGAUCGAGCCGCGUCGUCUCGUACUACGAAAACACACGAACUAGUUGUUAUAAUCUUUUAACUGUUGAAUUUUUGCAGUAGAUGGUAAGUGUCUUAACGUAUACCUUAUAUAAACUACACGAUAAUAUAUUCUAUAUUAAUGUUUCUUAGAUUUACGUACGUACGAUCAGGCGCCUCGCUUUCGUCGAAGAUGUUUUUGGGAAGCAACAUUGGCACGGAAGAAAUUAUUUAAAAUUUAGAGGGAAAUUGACACUUUUGUGCGGAGUUUA
Molecule: messenger RNA, 6826 nt
Organism: Megachile rotundata (alfalfa leafcutting bee)
Lineage: Eukaryota; Metazoa; Arthropoda; Insecta; Hymenoptera; Megachilidae
Biological process (GO): regulation of transcription by RNA polymerase II
Cellular component (GO): nucleus
Molecular function (GO): DNA-binding transcription factor activity, RNA polymerase II-specific
Source: RefSeq, a predicted model, not a curated record